Messenger RNA from Rhizoctonia solani, 3420 nucleotides. RefSeq names its product potassium/sodium transporter. The transcript is spliced from 18 exons. Gene Ontology annotation, molecular function: high-affinity potassium ion transmembrane transporter activity. The coding region runs from base 1 to 3420 and encodes 1139 amino acids. Lineage: Eukaryota; Fungi; Basidiomycota; Agaricomycetes; Cantharellales; Ceratobasidiaceae. Gene Ontology annotation, cellular component: plasma membrane. Gene Ontology annotation, biological process: intracellular potassium ion homeostasis; potassium ion import across plasma membrane. The record is from RefSeq and is a predicted model, not a curated record.
AUGCCUCGAAAGCAUGUCAAGUCACGGUUUGUCACUCGGUUGUCGAUAUGGGCUGGAAAACACCUCAACUUUUAUCGGGUUCACCUGCUAUCAUUUACAUUUAUCCCGGUGAUAAGUGCGGCGAUUUUCUAUGCCAGUAAUGGGAGCACAAAAAUCUCAUAUUUGGACUCGUUGUUCAUGUGCACUAGUGCGAUGACGACCUCGGGGCUCAACACCGUAAAUCUAUCAACCACGACAGUAUGGCAGCAGGUCAUUCUCGCCUUCUUAAUGUUCAUCGGGAACUCGACUUCGAUUUCGUUGGUCGUGCUGUUCGUCCGCAGAUCAUAUUUCAAGGCCAAGUGCGAGGCCGCUGUUCGUAUGGCACGCCAGCAGCGACAUGAGCGGGAACUUAUUCGCCGUGCCAUCGCCGGAAGUCAAGGCACUGGUCAUGGCGUGUUUGCCCGAGUACGAGCACGCGCACAGACCAUUUUCGGACACCAGGCGGCUCCUGAACCAAGGCCUGAGGCUCGCGAGGAUGGCCUUGCGGAGAAGAGCGCCCUGCCGGAGCACGAACAACACCAACGAAUUCGCGGCCGCGUACGUGGAGAAACGAUUGUUGGCUCGCUACACGAAACGAUUGAAUCGGACGAUACUCACAUUGAAGAUGAUGCUGGGAACCACCUAGGGAACAGUGAGAAAUUCGGGAACGAAUAUGGAAAAGCGCCGACCGACGACAACGAUGCGAGCUCAGGCGCCAAUAACGGCGGGAAGAUUAACGAACAUCACCUCGAGAACGCAGGCCGGCGCUCUGGGCCUGAGAACUCGCACAAGCAUUCCAACGACCAGUAUCAUGUGAACUCGUUUGCGCCACCAACCUUCACCCAGACUGCGCCGACGCCGUCUUCCACUAUGACUUUGCUCCCCGAGGUCUCGGAAAGCCCGGCUGAUGAAACCGCUCCGUCAUCUCUCGAAACCGCUCCCGUGCCGGCAUCUAAUCCCGCUUCCGUUCCUAUUAGACCAAAACUCCGCCCGAGGUCGCUAGCAUUAGGGCACGAAUCGGACCAAGAUCUCAGAAAAUCGAGGGCGAGGGCCGGAGACAUCGAGAUAUUGAAGGGCGAUGCCCCAGAGAACGAUCAGGAAUCAAACACACUUCCCGACAAUCAUGAUCACCAAAGCCUUAGUGGGUCCCCCGGAGAGAAAAAGCUUGCUCUAGAGAGCGUGGGUGAAGAGAGUGCACAGGAUGUCCAUACCACUUCACCUACCGAAAUGUCAAGGCACUCGGGAUCCCCCAACGGUAUUACUCAGUUCGGAUUUACAACCAGUACCUCACCAAAGGAGGAGACAUUUUCCACUUCUCCCAACGAAAUGACAGAGUUCGCACAUAGUCCUCCAUCGUCUCCUCCAGCCCGCAAAAUCCCUGGGAGCCCAAAUUUAAAUGGCCACGGAAUACUCAUGCACUCGUCGAACUAUCCUUCUCGUUCUCCCAACGGCGUACACCAAUCACUCCCGCACAUUGGAGAACCCCUGACUAGACCACGUCAAGCAACCAUCUCGUCUCCCUCGACACGCAAAACCACACUCUCUCCGGUCGUCCGCCCUGUAUUCUUGCAUGCCCCGCACAUUACUACUGGAGGUAGGCGAACUACAUUUGCAGAGCAGGCUCACCCAUUACACCCCCACGGCCCUAUGCGUGAGAGGGCCCCAAGCAUUAAUCCUGAGUUGCGCUCUGCUCGCCGAGAGGCUCUUCGUGCACGCAACGGAACCAUUACUUCACCUUUACCACCAUUUGCCAAUCUCCCUCCCCAUACCGAAGGCGAGCAGCACAACGUUUCUCCCCUAAACGGCCAUAGCAAGCUCGCAAACGAGUACACACAGGGCUAUACUCAUCAUCCUCUCCGCCGUCCACGUGCCCAGACAGGGACAGGAGGAUUUGCUAAUCCUAUUGGACUUGUUGCUCAAUGGGGUGUCGAUUAUAUUUCCGGCGUAAAGAACUUUGUAGACGCUCAUGAAAGAGAAGUUGUCCAUGAGACGGAAGGAAGAGAAAGGAGAGGCAGUGUAUAUCAGCGUACAGAUUCCGUGGGGUCUCAGGGCGCUGGUCUGACGCCCCCAGACGAUGAUGUCAGUUUGGAUGAGGAUGAUUUGGAGAAAAUGGGUGGAGAUGAGUAUAACGCCCUGGUAGUACUAUCUUGGAUCGUCGCUGGGCAUUAUUUCGUUAACCAUAUGAUCGCAUUUAUCAUCCUGGCGCCCUACUCUGCAAAAGUCCCGUUAGUUCGCGACGUUAUUGAAGCACAGAAUCAGAGUUCUGGUAGGACGUUAAACACCACCUGGUUCGCUUUGUUCAGUGUAAUUUCGGCUUACGCAAAUGCUGGACUGACGGUCGUUGAUACUAGUUUGACCCAAAUGUCGAGUGCAUACCUGAUGAUAUUUGUCAUUAUCUGGCUGAUUUUGGUGGGGGCGACCGCUUUCCCUUUGAGUCUGAGGUUUAUCGUUUGGGUCGGAACAAAGAUUUUUCGAAAUGGUUCGACCAGCAAAGGGCUCAAGUUCCUACUCAGGCAUCCUCGUCGGUGCUUCAUGUAUUUGUUCCCUUCGCAUCAGAGCUGGUAUCUCCUUUUCACACUAGUUGUCAUUUUUAUUUUGGACUGGGCUGCCUACCUCACUUUUAAUAUUGGAAUGCCUGGUAUCGAAGCUAUCCCUCCCGGCCCUCGUGUCGUAGGCGGGUUUUUACAGGCGGUCGGUCAACGUGCUGGGGGCUUUACAACAAUCAACCUGCAGGCAAUCGCGCCGGCCCUUCAAGUCAUUUACAUCGCCACCAUGUUCGUUCAGGUAUACCCGAUUGCAAUGGCUGUGCGCACUUCGAACGUGUACGAGGACAGUGGCGUGGUUAUCUACCAAGAGGAACUAGACGACGAGGAGCCUACCAAUCUGCCCGCAGGGCGCGGUGCUGGGUUCACUGCUUACCUUGGCUGGCAUGUCAAGCACCAGCUAGCCCAAGAUUUGUUUUGGCUUUUGGCUGCAUUGACCACGCUUUGUGCAUUCGAGCGAAACCGGAUCUUGGCUGAAGAAACCGCGUACUUUAAUAUUUUCUCGCUUUUCUUUGAGAUUGUUAGUGCCUUUGCGAACGUCGGCUUCUCUUUAGGCGUGUCUUCACAACCUUUCUCCUUGUCUGGAGAAAUGCGCACUAUUCCUAAACUGGUCAUCAUUGGUCUUAUGAUUCGCGGUAGACACCGUGGUCUUCCUAUGGCAAUCGACCGAUCAGUUCAACUCCCUACAGAGUACAAAACUACGUCUAUCAUGACCAGCCCUUCGGGCGUAUCCUCUCGUCGGUCGACUGGCCUACCUUCCAUGACUCGGAGAGCGACUGUAGGUACCUGGUCGCGCACAUCGAUCCGACAGCGUCAACGUGCACAAGACCCAACUCUUGAUUCGGACUCUGACGAAUAA